Messenger RNA from Scutellospora calospora, 392 nucleotides. The record is from the annotation of a GenBank genome assembly. Lineage: Eukaryota; Fungi; Glomeromycota; Glomeromycetes; Diversisporales; Gigasporaceae.
AAAACCCACCUCCUGAUCCAAAUGAUGAAUUAACAGUCAAGGAACUUCAACAGCAAAUAGACACAUUACGUGUUUAUAAUCCAAUACCAAUUGAAGAUUUACUAAACCUUGAAGAAGAACGAGAAGUACAUCACCAAUUUACUGAUGAAGACCUGAUUCAAACCACGACGGAAGUAGAACAGGUAGAAGAGGAAUUCGUAAUGCUGCCCCUAACUGGAGAAGAACAAUUGAACAUCUUGCGUGGUGCCUUGAGGAUCGUGGAUGAAAGAAUUGAUGAUGGUGGAGUGACAAUGAAAACCUUACGCAAGCUACAAUCCUGUAUCCGUGAAGAGGUUCGAAAAGAAAAGGCCGGGAAGCAACUUCAAUGUAGAUUAGAUCAAUAUUUCACUUGA